Molecule: messenger RNA, 2219 nt
Organism: Diaporthe batatas
Lineage: Eukaryota; Fungi; Ascomycota; Sordariomycetes; Diaporthales; Diaporthaceae
Exons: 3
Coding region: 132-1442 (436 amino acids)
Biological process (GO): ubiquitin-dependent protein catabolic process
Cellular component (GO): cytoplasm
Molecular function (GO): ubiquitin conjugating enzyme binding; ubiquitin binding
Source: RefSeq, a predicted model, not a curated record
CGCCACCUCAACCCGUCGGAUUCCUAGAUAUCUCGCAAACUACCUCUUCAAGUCGCCAUUUCUUAGCAACUUGACGGACAAACUUUCCGUCAUAGCACCGGUUCCAUUUCAUUACGCCAUCUCGGUUCAAGAUGUCGGACAAGGUACCAGAGUCCCCCACGACAGUGAAGCCACUGGACUAUUCCGACGACGAAGACGUUCAAGAAUCAGGCGUCAUCAAUAUGGACGACGGCACCACCAAGCCGACCCCAGCAUCAGGGGCUGCCACUGGCGCACCCACGGAGGCCUCAACCACCACCGCGGCUCCCCCAAACACGACAACAACUACUUCUCAGGAGGUUCCCCCCCCGAAACCCCCUCGACCAGUCACCGAGCAGCAGAAGAACGAGGCCAUCUUGAAGGAGGCAUUCCCCAGCAUCGACGCCGCCGUCAUCAAGGCAGUGCUGAUUGCAAGCGGGGGGCAAGUCGACCCAGCGUUUAAUGCGCUGCUGGGCAUGAGCGACCCGGAUGCUAUCCAGCACGACGCAGAAGAGCAGCCUCCGCCGCAGCCUCCGCGACCCCAGAAUGCCCAGUCCCAGCUCGAGGCGGACGAGGCCUAUGCUCGCCAGCUGGCGCAACAUUACGAGAGCCAGAGUGCGGCAUACGAAGCUCGGACCUCCAACAGAGGCCCAGGAAACCAACCUCGCCGACGGCAGCAGACCGGCCUGAAUCCAAACGAGCUGCACGAUGACAGGGAGCACAGUUUCAUUGACGACGACCUCCCAGUCAUACAGGAGCAGCUCAAGAAGGGCUUCCAGGAGACACAGGUCAAGGUGAACUCGUGGUUCAAGGAUAUCAAGAAGAAGUUUGACGAGCAGUUUGACGAAACCGAAGGCUCGUCCCAGCAACAUGGCGGCCGUGGACAUUUUGCGGGGCGGGGUAGUGGGGAUUCAUCGAGGAGAAGCCGGGACUAUGAGCGCUAUGAUGCUGAUCCAGAGCUGCUUAGCGAUGAUUUUGCAGGGAUGAAGUUCCACAGCGACGGCACACCUGCUGGUCGCCAGCAGGCACAGAACCCUAAUCUGUUCAAGCCGCCGCCACCCUCAUUGUCGCCAAAGCCGCACGAUGGACGGAAGGUGUCGUUCAAGGAUGGCGUCGAGGACAUUGACAUCUACAACACGUCGCCCAAGAACGCGGCCAAGGAUUCGAGCUCGGCAACUGCUGGCGGAAAAUCCAGCAAAUGGCAGCCACUGUCCUCAGUCGAGCCAAGCCCCAUCGCGGAGAACGACCCCUUCAGCCUUGGUGACAGUGACGACGAUAAAGACGCCAAGGAUAAGCCAGAAAAGGCGGGCAUCAAACUGGAGGAUACGGAGGACUCUGAGGAAAGGCUUAGGAAAGCUGCGGCGGAGGCGAUGGCGGACAGUCUGGUGGAUGACAAGGCCAAAAAGGAAGCCGCGAAGAAAUAAUUAAGCUCCAGGGCCAAUGAGACCCUCGAGCGGCCUGUCGCUGAAAUUGAAACAUGGAUUGAAAGCGUGGUCAGGAUAAGACUCGCGGCACACAAAACACAGCCUACGCGUGGUUCCCCCUGGUUUGGAGCGCUGUCGUGAAGGUGCGAGUAGCGGUGGAUCUGGAGCACCAAGACCUCAUGCCUUGUUAUUCGAUAUCCCUAGAAACAAACGUAAGCCUUGAUUCCCCCCCAACAAGAGCUCUGCUGGUGGCAGUUGACGCUGCUGUGGCAGACACUCAAAUGUUUUGACGUUCACCAACCCCCAGCGUGAAUGCGAUAGAUGUUUUUGCCGUAGUGGGCAUCUCUUGGGUGAAUCCAUAUGCAGCACGCAUGUUGUUACCGUCUGGUCUCCUCUUAGGUGGUUCUUUUCAUCCGUGGAUUUUCCCAAUGGUCUUCAGACUCUUCGGCAAGGGAACUUGCGGAGAAAACCCGAGACGCGCUCAAAACUGCCGCUUCCACGACCAUCAAAAUGAAAUGUGAAGGGGCCCUUAUAGCCAACGGGGUCCCGGUUUGACGAGCGCGUCAAGCACAUCACGUUCUGGUACGGCUAUGUGGGUCGAAGCAAUCGUCCGGGACAGGAAGGGCGAACCUAGUACCUAGGCAGGAACUCUAACUCAGAAGACCAGACCACCUCUUUGUCCCCUCUAGGAUGACUGGUCUCUUAGGGGGGUGGAUAUAUGCUGGCUGUGUAUAAUGAUGAGUUCCGAUGGGAUGAAGUCUUGUAAAAAAAUUCACC